UAUUAAUACAGAUAAAAAUAAAUACAAAUUUGCCAUUAUACAGGUAAGCGAAGUGCGAAGUAAAUAAAUACAAUAGUUAGGGACUAUACAUGAUAAAAUUAUUACGCUAAGAAAUAUCUACAGUAUCUGAUUUUUCCGUAAGAUUACUCGAUGACUUUACCCUUUUUAUUUUCCUCCCCUUGUCCAAGUCGAGAAGAGCAGAGUCCACCUUUUGCGACUCCUCCAACAACCAGAUUAUAUGACCAAGUAUUUUUUCCGCCAUGUCUUUCAUACCCACAACUUCGUACGCAACAAAUACAACUUAAACGUCAGUUACAAUCCCCAUGCCGUGGGGUUUUUGCUUUGUAGCACGUAUUUUUCACAUCAGGCCUUCUUCCUAGUAUGUAUCCACCGGUUAGACUAUUUUAGCGAUGGUAGUUUAGUAGUAUUUGUUUCAAUUUGUGAUCUUAUAUGUAAUAUUCUGCUUAAAUUCGCGUCAUGUUAGGAACCCAUUGAUAAAAAAUCAAAUCUAUGUUCAUCCAUUUCGUUUGCUUUGCGCUUACGACCACUCAAUGAUAAUUCCAACUGUACGGUAGCUUGUGCGAAACCAGCUAUUUUUGAAUUUUAAAGAAAUAAUAGAGGUGUAAUCCCCAUCUUAUUUACUAGUAAAAUAACUAAAAUAAGGGGAUUAAGAUAUCUAAUAUUCGGACAAUUUUGAUAAAUUACUUGAAUUUUGUUUUACGUCCACAUAGACUACCUUUCAGUUACUCUUGGCAUAUUAUCUCAAACUAAAGAAAGUGUUAUAUUGGUAGUUUAUCUUCAUUUAAGAGUGUAAAGUAUUGAUCAUCAACCGCUCUUGUUUGUAUUUGUAAGUCUCCUCAUAAUAAUAAUAUAUUGUAUAAAUAAUAAUAAAACUAUAGAUUGUUUUUCAC
Messenger RNA from Rhizophagus irregularis DAOM 181602=DAOM 197198, 911 nucleotides. NCBI's taxonomy places the organism in Eukaryota, Fungi, Glomeromycota, Glomeromycetes, Glomerales, Glomeraceae. The record is from RefSeq and is a predicted model, not a curated record.